AUGGUCAGACUCGGCUUCCUUUUCGCCCUAGUUGGCGUUGCCUCAGCCGCCCCGGCUCCGGAGCCCGUAAAUGCUCUCAAUCGCCGGGCCGCUUGGCCAAAUACUCCCUUCCACGUCGAUGGCCGUUAUACCAAGGAUGCCUCGAAUAACACUGUCACCUUUGCCGGCAUCAACUGGCCCGGCCACGGCGAGGUCAUGAUUCCCGAGGGUCUGCAGUACCAGAGCAUCGAGACCAUCGUCUCCAAGAUCAAGAGCACUGGCAUGAACGCUGUCCGCUUGACUUAUGCCAUCCAGAUGAUUGAUGAGAUCUACGACAACGGGAGGGACGUCACUCUCGAGAAGGCCUUCACCCAGGGUCUUGGUGACGAGAACGGCACCAUAGUCAUGAACCAGUUCAUGGCAAAGAACACUCAGUUUUCACCCCAGUCGACUCGUCUUCAGGUCUACGAUGCCGUGGCAGCCGAGUUGGCUCGCCAGGAGAUCCACAUCCUGCUGGACAACCACAUGUCCACCGGCAAGUGGUGCUGUGGUGCCGACGAUGGCAACGCUUUCUGGGGCGACAGCGACUUCAACACCACACUCUGGGUCCGCGGCCUCGAGUACAUGGCAAAUCAUGGCAAGAACUGGAAGGCCCUGACCGCCAUGUCGCUGCGCAACGAGCCGCGCCAGCCCUCCACCACCAGCCCCGCCUACAACAACUACAACUGGGAUACGUGGUACAAGUACGUGAAGCAAGGCGCCAACGCAAUCAACGCUGCCAACCCCGACGUGCUCGUCUUCAUGUCGGGUCUCAACUACGAUACGACCAUGGCCCCCGUCGUCAAGGGUGAGGUCCUGACGCCCGGCACCUCCCGCUUCUCCUUUGACGACUUCCCCAAGUGGGGCCGCCAAAAGCUCGUCGUCGAGCUUCACAACUACGAGACCAGCCAGACCAGCUGCGACAACCUGGAGAGCAACCUGUACAACAACGGCUUCCAGGCCCUGAACGACACCAGCGUCACCACAUUCCCCGUAAUGCUGACCGAGUACGGAUUCAACAUGGUGGACAACAGCUAUCAGAGCGUCUACGCCACCUGCAUCGCUGCGUACACGCCCAAGCAGAAGGUCGGCUUCUUCAUCUGGGUCAUUGCCGGCAGCUACUACAGCAGACAGGGCACCCAGGACUUCGACGAGAGCUGGGGCGUCCUGAACCACGACUGGUCCGACUGGAGGAACCCUACCUACGUGAAAGAUCAGCUCAUUCCCCAGAUCAGUGCUACUUUGAAGGCAUGA
Pyricularia grisea is the source of this 1272-nucleotide messenger RNA. RefSeq lists its product as uncharacterized. The transcript has 2 exons. Gene Ontology annotation, molecular function: hydrolase activity, hydrolyzing O-glycosyl compounds. Lineage: Eukaryota; Fungi; Ascomycota; Sordariomycetes; Magnaporthales; Pyriculariaceae. Bases 1 to 1272 code for a protein of 423 amino acids. The record is from RefSeq and is a predicted model, not a curated record.